Messenger RNA from Musa acuminata subsp. malaccensis (wild Malaysian banana), 726 nucleotides. Its product is annotated as protein transport protein Sec61 subunit gamma. Gene Ontology annotation, cellular component: Ssh1 translocon complex; membrane. The record is from RefSeq and is a predicted model, not a curated record. Gene Ontology annotation, molecular function: transmembrane protein transporter activity. Lineage: Eukaryota; Viridiplantae; Streptophyta; Magnoliopsida; Zingiberales; Musaceae. Gene Ontology annotation, biological process: post-translational protein targeting to membrane, translocation; protein targeting.
GUCUUCCUCUCUCUCUCUCUCUCUCUCUCUCUCGAUCUCUUGAUCUAGUUUUAGGUUUUUCGAUCCGCGACCUUCUCUGAUCCCGCGAAUGGAUGCCUUGGAUUCCGUCGUAGAUCCUCUGAGGGAAUUCGCAAAAGACAGUGUCCGCCUCGUCAAGAGAUGCCACAAGCCCGAUCGCAAGGAGUUCACGAAGGUGGCGAUCCGCACGGCGAUCGGUUUCGUGGUGAUGGGAUUCGUUGGCUUCUUCGUGAAGCUGAUCUUUAUCCCGAUCAAUAACAUCAUCGUCGGUUCGGGCUAGGACUCGCGCUUGAAUUUUCGGGACAAGCAUGAAGUUUAUAUCGACCGAGAAAUCGAUUUGUCGUCUUUGGCAUUCUUGACUCGCCGCAGCUUUAGCAUCAAAGGAACAAACAAAGAUAUUUUAUUUUACUUUUUCGUGUAUGCAUUUCUAAUUUCAUAAUUUUUGCUAUUUUUUCCUGUUUAUGCCUGAAAUUUACUGAUGUAGACUGAUAUAUCAUCUUUGGUCAAGACAAAGUGUUGGUUGUUCUAGUUCCUUAAGAGUGAGAUUCACCAUAUACUCAUGUGGUGAUUAGGCAUGAAGCUCCCCACAUACUCGAAUGCGCCAAGAACCUAUUAUGGAGUGGGUUGUCAGGUGACGAUGAUGUUGUGCUCCUUCAGUUUUCAGAUAUAUAUUUUCUCAUAGCAAAUUGAUUCGUUGCUUUGGUAUAA